CAGAGUAUAUUAUUAGGGCUGGCGUAUUUAAGUAUCCACAAACAAGUUUGACGCUAUUCCUUUAGACAAUUUAGCAACAUGAAUUUCUACAUUGCUGCAUUUGCUGUUUUUGGGUGUAUUGCCGUUGUGAGGUCGGAAAACUGUCAUACAGUGGCCGACUGUUACGAGACCAUUUGUCUUCAUCUGGACCAUCACAUCACGUGUGACUGGCCCCAAGAGUGCAACAACGGCAUUUGUCAUGGCUGGUGCUCAUGUGGGACACCUAGAGAGUGCGGUGUCACUGGUGAUUGUAGAGGAACUAUAAACUGUCAAGACCACCAGAAGGAACCACACUGCAUUGAGGGCCGAUGCAAAUGCAUUUCAGUAGACAACAACUAAAUAUUUUAAUAAAAUAUACCGUAAAAAAUA
Molecule: messenger RNA, 408 nt
Organism: Dreissena polymorpha
Lineage: Eukaryota; Metazoa; Mollusca; Bivalvia; Myida; Dreissenidae
Product: serine protease inhibitor Cvsi-2-like
Exons: 3
Coding region: 79-378 (99 amino acids)
Source: RefSeq, a predicted model, not a curated record